This is a messenger RNA of Coffea eugenioides, 615 nucleotides long. RefSeq lists its product as uncharacterized. The coding region runs from base 1 to 615 and encodes 204 amino acids. The transcript has a single exon. Lineage: Eukaryota; Viridiplantae; Streptophyta; Magnoliopsida; Gentianales; Rubiaceae. The record is from RefSeq and is a predicted model, not a curated record. Gene Ontology annotation, biological process: response to auxin.
AUGGAUUCAAAGAAGUCUAACAAAAUCACAGAAAUAGUUAGGCUUCAACAGAUUCUCAAGAAAUGGAAGAAGCUCGCGGCCAAAGGUACCGGCAGCAGCAGCUCAAUAAGCCACACCGGCACCACUAGUACCAACAACACUAACAGCAGUGGCGGCAGCAGUAAUAGUAGUAAGAGCAUCAAGUUCCUCAAGAAAACACUGUCUUUCUCAGAAAGAGAAAGCAGCAGCUCCCUAAAUAACGGUGCGGUCUCGGGUGGCUCCAGCGACGUGGUGCCCAAAGGGUAUCUAGCAGUAUGCGUUGGAGAAGAGCUCAAGAGAUUUGUGAUCCCAAUGGAGUAUCUGGGUCACCAAGCUUUUGGGAUUCUACUCAGAGAAGCUGAAGAAGAGUUCGGGUUCCAACAAGAAGGAGUUCUAAAGAUCCCUUGCCAAGUUGCUGCGUUUGAGAAGAUCCUGAAGAUGAUGGACGAGAGGAGGGAUACGCCGGAUGCAUUUCACUUGCACGAUUUCGGUUUGACUACGACAGCUAGCGGAGAUCAACUGGACAUGGAUAUUAAUAGCAAUGUUGGAUAUUGUUACUCGCCAUACCACCACCAGCCUCCUCAAAUGUGCAGAUGA